This is a messenger RNA of Stegodyphus dumicola, 678 nucleotides long. RefSeq lists its product as uncharacterized. NCBI's taxonomy places the organism in Eukaryota, Metazoa, Arthropoda, Arachnida, Araneae, Eresidae. The record is from RefSeq and is a predicted model, not a curated record.
AUGCAUCAUCUCGGUGUUCGGAUUGUACUUUCUCAGCUUCGUUCAGAAUAUUGGAUAUUAAGAGCAAGGAAAGCCAUUAAAAAGGUCAUAAAGACUUGCCUUCCAUGUGAAGUACUGAAACAAAAGAGAAGUGAGCAGAUAGAAGCUCCAUUACCAGCUGAGCAAAUUCAAAAGUCAUCUCCUUUCGAAACUACCGUAAUUGAUUUUGCUGGACCGCUCUACGUAAAAAAUAAUAACUCCGUUACAAAAGCUUACAUUGUCAUCUUCACAUGUGCUACAACUCGAGCUAUCCACUUAGAAUUAAUUUCCGAUCUGCGUACUGACGUCUUCCUACUUGCAUUGCAACGUUUUUUCUCUAGACGUUCACUUCCUCAUACAGUGUACACUGAUAAUGCCCCAACGUUCUGCGCUGCCGACAAAGAGCUGAAAUUAUUGUGGGAUACUAUAUUCUCUGCCAAGGCACAGCAGUUUUAUGCCCACCACAACAUCAAAUGGAAAUUCAUCGCCCCCCGAGCGGUUUGGUGGGGAGGAUGGUGGGAAAGAAUGGUAGGCUCAAUUAAGCGAUGCCUUCGGAAAACAUUAGGUAAGGCUCUUUUGGAUGACGCUGGUUUGAUCACUGUAUUAUGUGAUAUUGAAGCGCUCUUAACAGUAGACCGAUUGUCUACGAAUACGGAAUAA